GAGGACUUAACACAAAUUUCGAUGUAAAGUAAAAGAUCACAGUUUUAAAAUCUCCGAGAUGAAUUUUGACGGAUCAAAAAGUUUUCUCGUCUCGGACCUGUUUGACAACUAUGCUGACCUUAUGGCUGAUCCGUCUUGUGUUUGCAGUGGGGGCUUUGCCACUGUUGACAAAAUCGACACAGUCCCUGUUGUGCAAGCCACGGCUCCUGCGAUUGGUGGAUUAAGUCAUGACGACACAGCCAUUUUGGCGGGAAUUUUGACCGGGCUUGCUACCUUCCUGUUUCUUGCCUUGCCCAUUCUUUGCUGCCUUUGCCCACUUCCGUGUUGCCCAUGUUGCGGCGGAGGAGCAGCCGGGGGUAAGAGCAAGAGGACAGCUGGUGCUAUCGGAGCGGCUAAAGUCAAAGAAAUGGAGACCAUCAGUCAUAGGAGUACGGAUGUGGAUUCGGUUCACAGUUUCCGGACCUUUAAUAAGGAAUGGGACAAACUGGAUAAAUACGACUACGACAAUCUGUACGAAGUGGACAUGAAGCUUCCGCGAGCGUGGUUGGAAUCUCUUAGAGGCGUCCCUAACGACCAGAUUGAUUCCAAGUUGCGUGAACUGGAGAGCGGGUGGGAGGGGCAGGAUGUCCGGAACUACGAGCUGGAGGCCCUACGUCACGAGAAUCUCCUGCGGCACGAGAAUAUGAUGAACGCAGAUGCCGGUUAUCAGUCCGGAACCGGUUCUGUAGGCUACAGUAACGCCGCCUACCGGGGUGACGGAUACGCGGAAGGUAUGGGAUCCAUGGGCGGAGGAAUCGAAAUUGAGCGCACUCGGCAAAUCAACAUCACCACGGCCGCAUCACAACUUCCGGAACAAGAGUACAUCAUGGAAAGAGAAUUCCGACAAGAGUUGGGUGGAUUGGAAAAUGACAAUUUUGAGAAGAUUUACACCACCUACCGGCGGCUGCUUAACGACUCAAAGCAGACCUCUUUCUAAAGAGUUUCCACUUCCGGGAGAAAAUUUAUUCUUUUAUUUCGUAUAAAUCGUGCUUACCAAGUGCUUUACAAUGCAAUCUGCGUUUAACAAUUUCUUGUUUCUUAUUUGUCGAUAUGUAUAUAUUUACUUUUAGAUUUAGUGCGUUAAAUUUAUAAAAUGAUUGUGCCCAGCAUUUGUAGAUCACUUAAGUUAGAAACAAAUAUCUUGAUUU
Molecule: messenger RNA, 1187 nt
Organism: Saccostrea cuccullata (small rock oyster)
Lineage: Eukaryota; Metazoa; Mollusca; Bivalvia; Ostreida; Ostreidae
Exons: 7
Coding region: 59-976 (305 amino acids)
Source: RefSeq, a predicted model, not a curated record